This is a messenger RNA of Parnassius apollo (apollo), 327 nucleotides long. NCBI's taxonomy places the organism in Eukaryota, Metazoa, Arthropoda, Insecta, Lepidoptera, Papilionidae. The record is from the annotation of a GenBank genome assembly.
AUGCCAGCAGAUUGCAGUUCUUGGUACAUACAUACAAUAGCACACAUUAGAAAUUGUGUCGAAAAAAGAAGAUUUCGAGGAACAGAGUAUGAGUGUGAAACGGAGCAGGAAGCAAGUGAUUCAGACUCUCAGAUUCAGAAGAGUUUAUCCACCCGUUCGCCAUUAGAAUCAGAUUCACAGACUGAAAAUGAAAAGACCAAUAAAGAAUAUUUAGAAGAUCUGCUAUUGAAGUAUCGUAGACUAGGGAAGUUUAUUGGAAAAAGACAAAGUGGAAAGUCCGCGAGCCAUCACGGCGUGUGCCAACGAGAUCUCAUAAUAUUGUUCUAA